Paramisgurnus dabryanus is the source of this 5343-nucleotide messenger RNA. It is a transcript of the gene pdzd4, whose product is annotated as PDZ domain containing 4. NCBI's taxonomy places the organism in Eukaryota, Metazoa, Chordata, Actinopteri, Cypriniformes, Cobitidae. Gene Ontology annotation, molecular function: protein binding. The record is from RefSeq and is a predicted model, not a curated record.
AUUCCAAAUCUGCUUAAAAGAGGAGGAGGAAAAUAUAACAAGCAGGAUCAUUCAUCUCAAUGGACUCUGCACACUUUAAAAGAAGAUUGCAUUACCUCUCUCAAAUCCAGGAUUUCUUCUAACAUUCCGGAAUCCGGACAGAUGUAGGGCAGAGCCUGCAUCUCAUUCAGACCAGAUGAGACUUGCUGUCUAUACUUCGGAAAUUUGUCAGCUUUUGUCUUUUAAUAAUUCUACAACCAUGUGAUAGAAGAGAUCUGUCCUUGUAAAACGACCCGAGGUUUGGACUUAAAGCUGAGGAUACCUCUAAAAAAGAGAGAUAGAGAAAGAGAGGUUGGGUCUGCCAUGAUCUGACAGGUGCACUCUCUCAUUCAUUUUCUGCCAUGAAUACACAGCUGGAAUUCCGGGAAGAAAUGAUGAAGGCAGGUUUGAUGUAAUAUGUGAACGAUAGACUCUUAUCUGUGACGUGUGUGCAAUGAGAGAUAGGAUCGCAUCCCCCCACUUCAUGAAAGACUGGAGAAGAUCUCAUACAGCGGUUUGGGUAGAUACAUUUUAGCAUGUUGUGUGGAAUUAUGUAAAAUUAGGCUAUAUGAGCAGGCACAAGUUUAAGUUCUUUUCCUAUUUAGGCUGAUUACAUAUCAUCCCAUUUUAAUUGUAUAAAUGUUUUAUGGUACCGAAAUGUGCCCAACAAAUCAAAACUGCAGCAGGUGCUAGUUGCAUAGAGGCACAUCCCUGUGUCAUUUAAUGAUUUUUCACAUUAAAGUUUGAUAGUUGAAAGCAGGCAUGUUUUAAGCAAGCAUGUCUUCUGGAAUCUAGACUGUUGUUUAUGUAAAUGAAGGGAAAAAUCUCUCUAAUAGAAUCUGAGUGUGAAGGAUGAGAUCUCUCAGGGGAAUAUGAGAGAGAGCGGGAAGUAAACAUUUGUUUAUUGCAUCUUUUAUUUAAUAAUUCAGAUGUUAGUCUACAUUUGGCAAAUGCACCAGAGAGUUUAUUAUAAUCUGAGCUCAACGGAUAGCAUCGCUUUGAUUAUUUUACUCAAGUACUGGAAUUGAAUUCAGUCUUAAAAGUGAGCGUGCUUUUGGUGCUAUGAACAUUUGGGCAACAACACGUGCCCAUCUGUCUAAUCUAACGUUACCUUAUUCACAUCAUCAUAAUUCUGUAGUAUGUAAAAUUUCACCAGUAUAAAGCUAGCAUUUAUCCAAGCAAACAGAUCUGAGAACAAAUUCAAAGCUACAACUGAGCAAAGCACACAGACAUUCUCAACGAUCAAACUUGACUUUCUCACGGCUGGAUGCUGCGUGCCGCUCUGAUCCGGAUUCCCGGGUCGGACCACAAUUAACAUAGAUAGAGGAAAACAGACAAAGGGAAGAACAUCAAAGCUGUUUUAUGGAGUCCCGAAUCGUAACCUCUGAUCUCAGGGAGGGAUUACUGUAAUUAGACUGCAGGGAUUGGGACCUACCUUGUGUAUAUCGCAGAAUCAAAGAGCAUCAAAGAAUCACCGAUUCAGGAAACCAUGGGCUGCAACAUGUGUGUGGUGAACAGGCCAGAGGAACAGUACAGAAUCAUGUUUCAGAAGGGGAACACUCUGCGUCCCAUUGAUGCGGAAGUAAAGCUAAAAGGCAGAAGAACAUCUCACCUUUCCCAGGACAAAGACGGGCAGCCCCAUGACCCUUUGCUGCUUCAGGUGGUACGUAAGGGUCACAGGAGGAGAUUGGGCACAGCUGCUGGCACGGCUCGGCUCAUGGCCAUCACAGACUGCAUGGACAAUGGCACCCAGACUGACAUCAGCUUCCAGAACUUUCUUAGCGGGGACAGAGGGUCAUAUCCCAGCAGUGGAUCACCAAUGCCCCCACCCUCUCCUCCUCUUGCACAGCUGGUGGAGCCAUACUUGAUCAAUGACCUUCGUUCGCUGGAAUAUAAUGAUGCAAAUGAGGUGGAUCAACGAGAAGAGCUGGAAUAUGAGGAAGUGGAGCUGUAUAAGUCGAGUCAGCAAGAUAAACUGGGACUAACAGUCUGUUACCGAACUGAUGAGGAGGACGACCAGGGAAUUUACGUAGGAGAGGUGAAUCCAAACAGCAUAGCAGCAAAAGAUGGAAGAAUAAGAAAGGGUGACAGAAUCUUGCAGAUUAAUGGGGUGGAAGUUCAGAACAGAGAGGAAGCAGUUGCCAUUCUGACCCGCGAGAACAGCACCAACUUCUCGUUACUGCUGGCCAGACCGGAGAUAGAGACGGAAACUAAUCUGGACCCAGAGGAGCUUGAUUGUGAUUUACCUGUGGGGAUGAGUGUGGACACUCUUAAUACUUCCCCCCUGUCCGGUCUGUAUCAUUACCGCCAACAAAGAACCCAAGCAGACAUUCCUGAGGAACAUCGGGACAUGCCCAUGCUCAACCUAGCCACCCUCAGCAACAGCCAGGAGCUUGACAGCGGUGUGGGCCGAACCGACGAGAGCACAAAGAACGAAGAGUCCUCGGAGCAUGAUAUUCUUCUGGGUGACGAGCAGACAAGCACCUCCAACACAAACGCCACCAACACACCCGGCAGCCUGCGCAAGUUCAGGCCUGGCAGGAGCGGAGGGGGGAGUGAAACUCCAUCUCCACUGUUUCCUCUAAGAGAGCUACACCUCAGUACAGACUCGCUAGACUGUGGCAGCGUUGGAGGCGGAUACCUUCACGACCCUGUCAGUGGCAUGAUAAUGCCGGGCUUAACAGAAGAGGAAUGUGAGAGAUACAGGGCGCUUUUGGAAAUCAAGUGUCGCUAUGAGAAGAGGAUGAAAAGUGUCAAGAAGGUCCAGGAAAAGUGUCAAGAAGACGGGGGUGAGGAAGAGGCCUUAGAUGAAAACUGCAACGAGAACCUGACUCCGCACGAGAUGGCGCUUUUGGAAGAAGAGAUGAGGCACCUUGAGUUCAAGUGCAGGAAUAUUUUAAGGGCCCAGAAGAUGCAGCAGUUAAGAGAGCGCUGUUUGAAAGCGUGGCUAAUGGAGGAGGAAACAUCUGGCAGGGCAUCUGCUGAACCACAGGGGUCUCCUAUGCAUGGGUUGUCUGACAUCAACGAACUGCCUGAGAAAGAGCGAUCGGACAAGGACAGCACUAGCGCUUACAACACCGGGGGAGAGAGCUGCAGGAGCACACCAAUGGUGAGCGAACAUCGACUUCCUGUUUCUCAAGUGGAUGAGUCCACAAGUCCACUACCUAGCAGACACAGAGAUCGACCAAAUUGGAGCGAACGGGGACGAGCAAGCCUCAACAGUUCUUAUUCACCGGGCAGCUAUAAGAAGUUUCAGACCAACAGUGCUAUCCACCAGAAAUUUCACUCACUUUCACGGGAAGGGUCCACUGUACGUCGCGUGCCAGAUGGUGGAAAUACUAGGAUAAGUAGCCAUGACAGAAACGGUGGUCGAAGUGCAGAAUCCAGUCCUUACUUUACCCGCCGUCGACAUUCCAACUGCUUCACUCCCGAACGGUACCAGAGUUGCAUGCAUCUGGGAUCGUCCCUUUCCGAGAGUUCCGGUCCCAUCGAUAGAGCUGUGGAGGGAGAAAGUGAGGCACCGGUGGGCGGUAGCGACCGCGAAAGUCAUAGGAACAGCACCUUUGGGCCUCUGCCUCACCCCAGCCCGGUAAAGCUCAACCUUGCAUUACCCCUACCACUUCCCCCUCCUUCGCCACGCAUGGAGUGGAAGGUGAAGAUAAGAAGCGAUGGGACUCGCUACGUGGCCAAACGUCCCGUCCGAGACAGACUCCUGAAGGCUCGCGCAAUGAAAAUCCGCGAAGAGCGUAGCGGCAUGACUACAGACGAUGAUGCCGUGAGCGAAAUGAAGAUGGGCCGUUACUGGAGCAAGGAAGAACGUAAACAGCAACUGCUGAAGGCCCGUGAACAGAGACGACGCCGGGAGUUCAUGAUGCAGAGUCGCUUAGAGUAUCUGCGAGAUCAAGGACUGGAUGUUGGGAGAGAGUGCCAACUAGAAAAAAGCCAGACGACGGCAUCGAUCCUGGAGCUCAGUCAGAAAAGGAGCUCGAAGAAACGCAACCGACGCAUACUGGACAACUGGAUCACCAUUCAAGAACUACUAGCACAUGGUUCACGAUCUCCGGAUGGGACCAAAGUGUACAAUGCUCUUUUGUCUGUAACCACGGUUUAGAAAGUAAACAGCAAGGAAGAGGAACUCAUUGUAAUUAUUUUUUCUGAGCACAGUAUUUCUUAACAUACUGUAUCAACGACAAAUAACUAUUGUACGUCAUGUAUCGAUUGCAGAACUGGUGCUACUCAGUUUACUUUCUUCAUCAAUGAAUGUCACAGACUCCAAACAAGAUUAACAAUGUACUGUAUUCCAGCUCGGGGCAACCAUCUGCUUUCAUGGAUUUCAUUAAAUUGUUCAAACUGAACACAGCACAUUGCUGGUUAACAAAGACACAUGGAGGACUAUGAGUGUUGACUGAGCAUAAACAAGCACAAGACACACACUGUACACAAGCAAACUGAGCAUUUUUAAGUGAAAAUCUCCUCAUUACAAAAAUGAGACAAAUGUUACUUGUAAAUCGGUAACAGCUGCACAAAGACAAGCAACAAUAUCUUAACUCAUUUGCGAUUUUGUAAAAUCAAGCUUUUGUAUAAAUUAUUGUGUAUGUACAAUAUAGCAACCCAACUAUCAAGUGCUUGACCAGUGUAGACACAAUCACCAUACAUGAUGCUUAACGCUUAUACAGCUUAUUUGUGAUGGUUUACGACAAAGACAAUGUAAGCAACGUUUUAUCUGAAUGUCCACCCUUUUUGAAGUGAACAAAAGCCUGUGUGACCUAAAAAGAGCACAUAACCACCAGCAAAAAUGAAAGCACACACUUGAGAACCCUGAAAUGUAACCAGCUCCAACAUUACUACUGAUUGUACAUUUGAAUACAGCAGAAUGUUAUUAGGAAUGUCAAACCCGAUCGCGAGGAAAAGACACGUAUGUACAUUUUUAGCAUUUUUGUGUUUGGAGUACUUUGAUAAAUUACUCAGAUUUUGUAAAAAAAAAAGGCCUUACAAUUUUUUAAAACUCCCCUUGUUGGUGAUGGUCACAUGACCGGGUCAACUAAUUUUGCAUGAUUUUGACUAUAAUAUACAUUACAGAAACCCACAAUAUCAAUAUCUCAGUGUACAAUGUACCGUGUGUGACCAAUAGACUUUAUCCAGCAUUUAACUCUCUUGGUGUUAGAAUGUAGAACUCUAUGGUUAUACUCAUAUGAUACAUGUGGAUUGAUAUCAAUAACCCUAAUUACCAAUUGUUUAAUGUGCAUUAAUUCUUGAGUGGUUAAUUCAAUGCAUUGCUGACAGAAUAUACCCAUUUAGAUGAAUAAAACCAUUUUGUAUGCUUAA